Molecule: messenger RNA, 6789 nt
Organism: Alosa sapidissima (American shad)
Lineage: Eukaryota; Metazoa; Chordata; Actinopteri; Clupeiformes; Clupeidae
Gene: cacna1fa
Product: calcium channel, voltage-dependent, L type, alpha 1F subunit a
Exons: 47
Coding region: 15-5912 (1965 amino acids)
Biological process (GO): calcium ion import across plasma membrane
Cellular component (GO): voltage-gated calcium channel complex; membrane
Molecular function (GO): high voltage-gated calcium channel activity
Source: RefSeq, a predicted model, not a curated record
CCAACUGUGUCGCUAUGGGAGUAACCAAACCUUUUCCUGAUGACGAUUCCAAUCUCACAAACCACAACUUGGAACAAGUCGAGUAUGUCUUUCUGGUCAUCUUCACUAUUGAAACAUUUACCAAGAUCCUGGCCUAUGGGUUGGUCAUGCAUCCCAGUGCAUACAUACGGAGUGGAUGGAACUUGUUGGAUUUCGUUAUUGUCAUUGUCGGCCUUUUCAGCGUGUUUGCAGAGAUGGGCGCUGACCAUAAGCCAGGAGAGGCCCACCAUGCUGCAGGGAAGCCUGGAGGUUUGGAUGUGAAAGCCCUACGUGCUUUCAGGGUGUUGCGUCCUCUACGACUGGUCUCUGGUGUACCCAGUCUGCAGAUUGUGUUGAACUCCAUCAUGAAGGCCAUGGUGCCCCUGUUACACAUCGGUAUGCUGGUCGGCUUCGUCAUCAUCAUCUACGCCAUCAUUGGGCUGGAGCUCUUUCUUGGCAGGAUGCACAAGACCUGCUACUACAAAGGCACAGAGCUGAAUGUGGACGAUGACCCUACGCCGUGUGCGUUCGCUGGGAAUGGGCGUUUCUGCAUGGGCAACAAUACAGAGUGCCGAGGGGGCUGGGAGGGGCCUAACGGCGGCAUCACCAACUUUGACAACAUCUUCUUCGCCAUGCUCACCGUGUUUCAGUGCAUCACCAUGGAGGGAUGGACCGAUGUGCUCUACUGGAUGAAUGAUGCUAUUGGCAUGGAGAUGCCCUGGGUCUACUUUGUGUCUCUGGUAGUCUUUGGUUCCUUCUUCAUCAUCAACCUCGUUUUGGGUGUGUUGAGCGGUGAGUUCUCUAAGGAGAGGGAGAAGGCCGUGGCUCGUGGGGAGCUCCAGUUGGCCCAGGAGAAGAAGCAGAUGGAGGAGGAUAUGGUGGGCUACAUGGACUGGCUCAUCGAGGCCGAUAACAUGGACGAGGACGGCAACAAACGAGCUGUGGUUGCCAAGAAGAAGAUGAUGAAGAAGUAUGGAUGGUACAAACACAGUGAAGAUGGAGAAUCGGACUCAGAUUCGGAGUUUGAAGCUUUCCUAGAUGAUGAUGGAGGCUGCUGUGCUUCGAUUAUGCAGCGAUUGAUGGCCAUUAGCUUCUGCGAGCAGCUGUUCCACCUGAACCAGGCGAUGCGCAAGAACGCCAGAGUGGCAGUAAAGUCCGCCAACUUCUAUUGGCUGGUGCUGCUGCUGGUGUUUCUGAAUACGGCAGCCAGUGCCUCUGAACACUAUGGACAGCCAAAGUGGCUCACUGACAUUCAAGAACGAGCCAAUAAGAUCCUGCUGGGCCUCUUCACCUUUGAAAUGUUGUUGAAGAUGUACAGUUUUGGGAUACAGGUCUACUUCAUAGCCCUAUUCAACCGCUUUGACUGCUUUGUGGUGUGUGGUGGUAUCCUGGAAACCUUUCUCGUGGAGAUGGAUUUCAUCCCGCCCAUUGGAAUCUCUGUUCUGCGUUGCAUCCGUCUUCUCCGUAUCUUCAAGGUCACUAGGCACUGGGCUGCCCUCUCCGACCUGGUCACAUCGCUGCUGAACUCCAUGAAGGCCAUCUGCUCCCUGCUGCUGCUACUCUUCCUCUUCCUCAUCAUCUUCGCCCUGCUGGGCAUGCAGCUCUUUGGCGGCAAGUUCAACUUCGACGAGACGCAGAUGAAGAGGAGCACCUUUGACUCCUUCCCUUCCGCACUGCUCACCUGUUUCCAGAUCCUCACAGGGGAGGACUGGAACUCGGUCAUGUAUGAUGGCAUCAUGGCCUAUGGAGGUCCCAUCUUCCCCAACAUGAUUGUGUGUGUCUACUUUGUCAUUCUUUUCGUCGUUGGUAACUACAUCCUGCUAAAUGUCUUCUUGGCUAUCGCUGUCGACAACUUGGCCACUGGAAAGGGGAAAACCAAACCAGAAGAGAAGAAGGAAGAGGACGAUGAGUGGGAGGAUGAUGAAGGUCAAGAGGAGGAAGAGGAGGCUGAGGAGGAUGAUUGGGAGAACGAGGAGCUCAGAGCCAUCGAGGGUCUGGAGGGAGUUGGCAUUCCAAUGAAGGCCGAGAGUUUUCAGCCCAAGGAGAAGAUUGUGCCCAUUCCUGAUGGGAGCUCCUUCUUCAUCUUGGGGAAGAAAAACUGCCUGCGAGUGGCCUGCCACAACCUCAUCCACCACCACUACUUCACCAACCUCAUCCUCGUCUUCAUCAUCCUCAGCAGCAUCUCAUUGGCUGCUGAGGAUCCAAUCAGGCACCACUCCUUCAGGAACAUCGUGCUGGGAUAUGCAGAUUAUGUGUUCACCUCUGUUUUCACUGUGGAGAUCGUACUGAAGAUGACCGUGUAUGGAGCGUUUAUUCAUCAGGGCUCGUUCUGUAGAAACGCUUUCAACCUGCUGGACCUGCUGGUGGUCAGCGUGUCUCUGCUGUCCUUCUUCCUUCAUUCAAGUGCCAUCUCAGUAGUUAAGAUUCUGCGUGUGCUUCGAGUGCUCAGACCUCUAAGAGCCAUCAACAGAGCCAAGGGACUUAAGAGUGUGAUUCAAUGUGUGUUUGUGGCCAUCAAAACCAUCGGAAACAUCCUGGUCGUCACCUCACUGUUGCAGUUUAUGUUUGCCUGCAUCGGAGUCCAGCUCUUCAAGGGUCGAUUCUUCAGGUGCACCGAUGAGGCUAAGCAUACCCCAGUGGAGUGCAAGGGCACAUUCAUCGUGUUUAAGGACGGGGACAUGAACCACCCCAUGGUGAGGGAGAGGGUGUGGGAGAACAGCAACUUUAACUUUGAUAAUGUGCUGAUGGGGAUGCUCGCUCUCUUCACCGUCUCCACCUUCGAGGGCUGGCCACAGCUGUUAUACAAGGCUAUUGAUGCCAAUCAGCCAAACCGAGGGCCUAUCUACAACUAUCGCGUGGAGAUCUCCAUCUUCUUCAUCAUCUACAUCAUCAUCAUCGCCUUCUUCAUGAUGAACAUCUUUGUGGGUUUCGUCAUCAUCACGUUUCGUGAGCAGGGAGAGGCAGAGUUCAAAAACUGCGAGUUAAAUAAAAAUCAAAGACAGUGUGUGUAUUACGCACUGAAAGCCCAACCUAUAAAAAUAUAUAUUCCUAAAAAUCCCUCCCAGCUGAAGUUCUGGAAGAUCAUCAACUCGUCGCAGUUUGAAUACAUCAUGUUUGUGCUUAUCAUGUUGAACACGCUCACACUGGCUGUGCAGCAUUACCAGCAGUCCAAACUCUUCACUUCUAUCAUGGACAUACUGAAUUUGAUCUUUACACUUGUCUUCACUGUGGAGAUGAUAAUUAAGCUGUUGGCCCUGCGGACCUAUCAUUACUUCAUAGAUGCUUGGAACUCCUUUGAUGCGUUGAUCGUGGUCGGGAGUGUUCUGGACAUUAUGGUCUCAGAAUUGAGUGGAGGAGGGGGGCAUGGAGAGCAGAAAGGGGAGGGUGAGAGCUCCAAAGUGUCCAUCACAUUCUUCCGUCUCUUCCGAGUAAUGCGACUGGUAAAGUUGCUGAGCAAAGGCGAGGGCAUUCGCACGCUGCUAUGGACCUUUGUCAAGUCUUUGCAGGCUUUGCCCUACGUUGGUCUGCUGAUUGCCAUGAUUUUCUUUAUCUAUGCCGUAAUAGGCAUGCAGACAUUUGGGAAGGUUGCUAUAGACGACACUACUGCCAUCAACCGCAACAACAACUUCCAGCAGUUCUUUAUGGCUGUACUGUGCCUCUUCAGGUGUGCUACUGGUGAGCAGUGGCAGGACAUCAUGCUGGCUGCGUUGCCGGGUCAACGCUGUGACCCCGAGUCAGAUUUUGGUCCGGGGGAGGAGUUCACAUGCGGCAGCAACCUGGCCUACCUGUACUUCAUCAGCUUCUUCAUGCUGUGCUCCUUCCUGAUCAUCAACUUGUUCAUUGCUGUCAUCAUGGACAACUUUGAGUACCUAACAAGAGACUGGACAGUGCUAGGCACGCAUCACCUGGAUGAAUUCAAGAGAGUAUGGUCAGACUACGACCCAGAAGCCGCGGGCAGGAUAAAGCACCUGGACGUGGUCACGUUGCUUCGUAGGAUCCAGCCUCCCCUGGGUUUUGGCAAACUCUGCCCACAUCGAGUGGCAUGCAAGAGGCUGGUUGCCAUGAACGUGCCGCUCUACCCAGACGGCACAGUGUCCUUCAACGCCACCUUGUUUGCCCUCGUCAGACACUCCCUCAAGAUUAAAACUGAGGGUCCUAUUGACCAGGAGAACGAGGAGCUGAGAGCCAUUAUUAAGAAGAUCUGGAAGCGCACCAAACCCAAGCUGUUAGAGGAGGUGAUCCCUCCCCCCAGAGGUGACGAAGUGACUGCUGGAAAGUUUUAUGCGAGCUUCCUGAUCCAGGACUACUUCAAGAAGUUCCGCAAGAGGAAAGAGAAGGAGAGGAAGAAGAAGGGCAAAGACAAGUCUGCCUCUCUUCAGGCUGGCCUGAGGACGCUGCAGGACCUGGCUCCCGAGAUGCGCCUGGCCAUGGCGAUGGAGGAGGAGGGGGAGGGCUUUGAGGGGGAGAUGGACGAAGAGUUCUUCAGGAGUGACAGUGUGUUCAGUGACGCUCCCAUGACCCCGACCCCAGCAAGUACUCCCCUGCCUGGCAUGUUUGAUGAGACGGCCGUCAGCAUUGAGCCCAUGCCCAAGAUGCCCAGUGGUGGGUCCAUGCUGAUAGAGGAGGCCUACGGAGGGGAGUCCAGGCCCACCUCGGCACUCUCGACCAAUGAGGUGGUGGUUGAGCAGCCGCAAAGAUCCAUACCGUUGAUCAGGAUGGAGGCAGUGACCGAAUACCCGGCUCCAUCGCCAGAGCCUUACUCCAUCCCUCCCUCUCCCAUCCCUGCCUCUCCCAUCCCUCCCUCUCCCAUCCCUGCCUCUCCCAUCCCUCCCUCUCCCAUGCCUGAAGCUGCUCCUCCACCACCGGUAGUGAGCGCUCCACUUACUCCUCAGCCCCUGGCACCAGGAGGGGGGGUGGCUUACCCACAGCCACAACCGUACAUCCAGGAGGAUGUGCAGAGCACAGUGUCAAUGGAGAGACCAUGGACCCCAGCCCAGCCUGAGACUCCUCAACCUCCACCCCCCACCACCACCAAUGGGAGCGUAGGAGCUACCUACCCACCUACCCCCCAUCCCAUGGCUGGAAACGGCUACAAUGGCAAUGGCUACGCUGGCAGCGAUUACACUGGGAACGGCUACAAUGGCAACGGUUACUAUAGCAAUGGCUCCAGCAGUGGCAAUGGCUACAAUGGGAACGGCUACAACGGCAAUGGUUACGCGGCUAGGCGACGCCUUCCUCCCACCCCUGCAGGCCUCAAGCCCUCGUUUAAUAUCCAGUGUCUGAGGAGUCGGACAAUCGAUGACGAUCUCCCCAUCCCCGGCACCUACCAGCAGAGCUCACGUCUCCGCCCACAGCCUCCUAACAGCGUAUACGACGCGCGUCCCGAGAGUGCGUCGUCUGGUGCCUCCUCGGCCUCUUGGGCCAACAACAACAACGCCCGGCCCGGCCGCCUGCUUUACGCGCCCCUCAUCUUGGUGGACGAGGCCCGUGGCAGCCAGCCAGUGUGGAAUGCCGACGGCAGCGUCAGCGCCAGCCUGCCUGCCUCUGCCCGUGCUGGCUGGCAGACAGCCGGCACGCCAGGACUGAUGCCCCCAGGCCCGAGUCGAGCCUACAGCACCAUGAGGGCGUCCACUCAGCUCAGCUCUGGCUACGUGGAGAAGGGCAGUGCCGACAGCCUGGUGGAAUCGAUCCUUUUGAACGAGGGGCUCGGGCUGUACGCCAAAGAUCCCAAGUUUGUGAACUUCGCCAAGCGUGAGAUAGCAGAAGCGUGUCACAUGACCAUCGACGAGAUGGAGAACGCAGCAACGGACCUGCUGACACGAGGGCGGCCCGGGCAGCCACUGCGCUUCGAGGACGAGUUGGCCGACGAGAUGAACUGCGUCAUCUCCUACUGAGGGGGGUCACAAUGAGCACGAGAGCGAGUGCGUCUCUGAACUCUGUCCACUCAGGCUCUGCGAAGGAGAAAGACUUUGGAGUGCUUGUGAUCAACAACAGGACAUCAUGCUUCUCCUCCACAUGUAGUGAACACUCCAGUGGAAGCAGUGUGUGUCUACCAACACUGACUACCAAGACUAGUUUCUCGUCCGUUUAAAGCAGAGACAUUACAGGACAAUAGCACUAACACUGGCUUUGGGAUAUUGUGGGGCAAUGGUAUCAUGUGUGUGACAAAUAGGGUUAUUUAUGGAGUUAAUCAUGGAGAAAGGGGAGAGAGCUUUGAUUUGAAAGAUAAAGAUAAAACAAUACACAUUUGUAUCACAUUCAGAUAACUAUGUCUUUCAUAUGAUGCUGAUUCAGUACUGUAUGUCUGAAAUUGAAACAAACAAAGAAAAUAUUGUGUUGUAUACCAUUCAGGCAAUGUCUUUUUAGGUGAAGUCAGUUUGAUCUAUUUGACCAAAGCGCCAUAUUCUACUCUGUUUACUGAUACUGAUUUUUAUGGUGUUGUAUUGCUAUGUCAUAUUUACCUUUUUUGUACAGCACCUAUAAAGCUGACCCAGUCUCAGUUUCAUUCCAACCCUUUUAUAUUUACCGGUCCAGUGGUCGACCUUGUGCUUUAAGUUUACCCAGUAUUGAACUUCACCUGUAGCCAUAUAGACCACAAAAAUAAAUCAUGUUUAAACUUUCAGGUGAAGAUGAUCAAUAUUAACAUGUAACAGUAAAAGGUAUGUUGUAUGAAUAUGAUUAAAACAAUAGAGCAGAUUAGCCCUAGUUUUAAGGAUGAAUACGUUCCAUGCAACUGAUAUGUCUGUCUGAAGUGAGAUUUGUUGUGUUGGU